AUGCCUAGAUCAAAGCGUUCUAAACUAGUCACUCUGGCUCAGACGGACAAAAAGGGGAGAGAAAACAAAGAAAGGAUUUUCGAUGAGGUGAGAGAGGCCCUAGAUACGUACAGAUACGUGUGGGUUUUGCAUUUGGAUGACGUUAGGACUCCAGUUUUACAAGAGAUCAGAACCGCAUGGGUCGGGUCUAAACUUAUAAUGGGUAAGAAGAAAGUGCUCGCUAAGGCGCUUGGUGAAAACAAGGAAAGUGAAUACAAGGACAAUAUCUUCAAGUUGUCUCACUGCCUCACUGGUGUUGUAGGUCUGCUUUUCACCAACGAGGAGGUAAACACCGUGAAGGACUACUUCAAGUCGUACUCCAGAUCUGAUUACUCGAGACCAAACUCGAAAGCACCACUAGAUUUCACUAUACCGGAGGGAAUCGUCUACUCUCGUGGGGGGCAGAUCCCCGUUGAGGAUGACGUGCCAAUGGUCCAUUCCAUGGAACCCACUCUACGUAACAAAUUCCACAUCCCUACAAAGAUUAAAGCCGGUAAGAUCACUUUGGAACAACCGUUCAAAGUAUGUGAAGAGGGCCAAAAAUUGGACGUGACUCAAACUUUGAUCCUCAAACAGUUCGGUAUUGCUGCCGCUCAAUUCAAAGUCAAAGUGGAAGCAUAUUACGACAAUGAGACUUCAAAGAUUGAAAAAGUUGGGAUAAAUAUGAACUGA
Huiozyma naganishii CBS 8797 is the source of this 711-nucleotide messenger RNA. It is a transcript of the gene MRT4, whose product is annotated as ribosome assembly factor MRT4. Gene Ontology annotation, biological process: rRNA processing; nuclear-transcribed mRNA catabolic process; ribosomal large subunit biogenesis. The record is from RefSeq and is a predicted model, not a curated record. The coding region runs from base 1 to 711 and encodes 236 amino acids. Gene Ontology annotation, cellular component: preribosome, large subunit precursor; nucleolus. NCBI's taxonomy places the organism in Eukaryota, Fungi, Ascomycota, Saccharomycetes, Saccharomycetales, Saccharomycetaceae. The transcript has a single exon. Gene Ontology annotation, molecular function: RNA binding.